Messenger RNA from Encephalitozoon cuniculi GB-M1, 1536 nucleotides. RefSeq lists its product as uncharacterized. Gene Ontology annotation, molecular function: protein binding. NCBI's taxonomy places the organism in Eukaryota, Fungi, Microsporidia, Unikaryonidae. The transcript has a single exon. The record is from RefSeq and is marked provisional. Bases 1 to 1536 code for a protein of 511 amino acids.
AUGGGGGAUCAUACCUACAAGAAGAAGGACUCUGGCAUUUACGAUGCACUGAACAUGCUGGUGUACGACUACCUGCUGAAGAUGAAGUAUGAGGGUUCGGCAAAGAUAUUCUUCAAUGAGGCCGGCCUUGAAAAUUUCAAACCUGGAGAGGGUAUGCCCAUCCUUGCUCAGUGGUAUGCAGCAUUUCACGACAUUUCAGCAGUUAGGUCAGGUCUGUCGUCGAAUCUCCAGGACCUCAACAGGAUUGAGGGGAUUAUGAUGAAACUGGAGAAUGAAAAGAGGCGGUAUCAGCACAUAGGUAGAAUAGAUCCGGGCGCUAUGGGAUAUGGAGGAACAGUGGACCCAUAUAAGCAGUAUCCCAUGUAUUAUCAGCAGUUUGAUCAAAGAAAGAUGUACGAGAUGUACGGGCAAAUGUCUCCUACAGCAGACGCGACUCCGAGAUUCUAUGACCCAAGGAAAGGCAGCAUGCCUGGACCUGGAUAUAGAGCUGCCCAAGGAUAUCCCCGAUAUCAUCCCCGGUUUGAGGAGCAGGGUGUUCCCCCAGCAAAAAUGGCUCCAAAGCAGUUUAGAGACGAGGGGAGAAGUGGAAAUGUAGAAAGCCCUUCUAUAGCAACCAAUCAGGAGGGCUCCAGCCCUCUGUUUGAAUCUGUGCUUGGAGGAGGAGACAGGCAAUUCGGCCUGAAAGAAGUGAUGCUAUUUGUACCCAGUGAGCAUACGGCCGUAUGUUCUGCGGUGGCAGGGGAGCACAAGAUUCUGCUGGUUGCAUCUUCUAACAAAACGAUAACGGCUGUUAAUCUGCUGUCUGGAAAGAACGAGUCGACUGUCGAAACGGAUGAGAAGCAGGUGGUGGAGAUGAAGAUAAGAGAGUACGAGGACGAAAUAAUAGUGGUUUGUGGAAUUGCAGACAAUGAGCUUUUAUUGGUGAGAUGUACUAUGAAGGGGAGUGCAAACCUGGAGAUUGCCGGGAUUCUAAGAGGACAUACAGCGUCGAUAGUCAGCUUCGAAGUUCUGGACUCGAUCCAUUCUCUCGACAGCGGAGGAAUAAUGAGAAAAUGGACUCUGAAUGGAGUGUUUGAACGAGAGGAGGUUCUUAGUGGAGAGAUUCUUCACAUAUGCUGCAUAUCUGAGGAUAAUUUCAUGUUUGCAGAUAGACAAAGAGUUUAUGUAUAUGAUUUUGAACUCAACAUAGAAAUGAUGGAGAUACUUAAAGGUCAAGCCCUGGGAAUCAAGCGCAUUAAGGAUGGCUUUAUUGUUGUAUUCAGAAACCAGGCGAUCUGGCUAGAUAAGCGAAUUCAGAAAGUUAAAGUUCUAAAUGUAAAUGAAAGCAUAAGGACUGCCACCCUGAUCGACGGAGAUCUCGUGGCGGCAUCGUCCCAGAACGUCUGGUUCGACAACGGGAAGUCGUUGGCCAAAAUCAAGCUCCAUGAAACAGGUAUAGUUGCCCUUGAUGGUGUAAAUGUAUUUAGAAAGCCAAGUGUUAUUAGCUGCAGCGCCAGUGGGGAAUGUAAGAUAUGGAUCAAAUAUGUUGGAGAUUAA